Rhineura floridana is the source of this 1128-nucleotide messenger RNA. RefSeq names its product apolipoprotein B mRNA editing enzyme catalytic subunit 1 (gene APOBEC1). The transcript has 6 exons. Gene Ontology annotation, biological process: cytidine to uridine editing. NCBI's taxonomy places the organism in Eukaryota, Metazoa, Chordata, Lepidosauria, Squamata, Rhineuridae. The record is from RefSeq and is a predicted model, not a curated record. Gene Ontology annotation, molecular function: zinc ion binding; RNA binding; cytidine deaminase activity. Gene Ontology annotation, cellular component: cytoplasm; nucleus. Bases 53 to 703 code for a protein of 216 amino acids.
UAAAGCUUUGUAUAAAAGAAGUAACCAGUCUAAAUGCUGAAGGUGCAGCAGGAUGGAAGAGGCAAAAUCCCAGAUGAAGAAGAAAGGUCAGUCAGACACAGGAACCAACCAAAGGUGGAAAAUAGAACCAGAGACGCUUUGCAGGAAUUAUGAUCCAAGAAGACCCCCAAACGUUACUCAUCUGCUGUAUGAAAUCCGCUGGGGGAAAAGUCCCAAGACCUGGAAGAACUGGUGUAGAAGCGAUCGCUCCCAUGCAGAAAUCAACUUUUUGCAAAAUGCUUGUGAGAAAAUAAAGAAUCGGAAAAACAUGCCCUGCUCUAUCACCUGGUUUCUUUCUUGGAGUCCUUGUGGUUCAUGUAGCCACGAUAUCAUUGAGUUCUUGAAAGCACAUCCUAAUGUGAAUCUGGAGAUAAGAGCCGCUCAGUUGUUCAAACAUGACAAGGAGCACAACCGGAAUGGCCUCAGGAACUUGGUCAAUUGUGGAGUGAAGAUAUCCAUCAUGCAUCUUCCUGAUUAUCGCUAUUGUUGGAGGACAUUUGUGGCUCAUCAAAAGACGCAUACUGAUUAUUGGCCAUGGUUCUUCUUUCCUCAAAUAAUGUAUUAUUUCCAACAACUUUAUUUUGUCCUUUGGAAUAUUAAGAAAACUUCAGAAAUUUGCAUCAGGAGAAAUCCUAAUUGGUGGAGAUUUGAACAUGAUUUGUGACCCCAAGUUAGACAGAAGCAUAGGAACACCAGCAUCGGCUACAAGGAGUACAGCAAAACCAGAAACAUUCCAGUCAACAUGAUGGAGAUUUAUAAUUAUACUUCACAACAAGAUCUACACAAACAACUUCCUUCAUCAGCAAAAGCUAUCUGGUUUUCACAAAUAACUAAUAGGGUCCAUACAGUUUUAUUUCUCCCAGAUAUUAUUCAGCUAUACUAGAUAUUCAGGUUUCAAAAUACUCACCUGUAUAUUAUCACUUAUCUAUGUAUUCUUACACUUUUGCAUAUUGGCUAUAUCAAUAUCAUAAAUACUGGCUCUGGGGAGAGGGGAGGGGAUUAGGGUUACACUUAUGUUGCUGUAUUGAUUAUGUUAAAUUUUUGUAUAACAACAAAAUGUUAAUAAAAAUAAAUUAAAAAAAAUAAACA